CUUUUUGUGGAACUCUUACCUUUGUGUUUCGUGCACUAUCUAUCUCACAUACACACACUAACAUAUUAUAUAUGUGUGUGUGUACGUUCAUUUUCGUUGAUAUAAAAGAAGAGGAGAAGAACAAAAAAAAAGAUAGCACAAACAGAGAAACUUAUCAAAGCUAAAAUCACUUGAUACAAUGAAGCUAAUUAGAGUCUCCUACUUGCUUUGUGUAUUGGCCUUUUUAUUGUUUAUAACUCCAACAUCUUCUCUGCAACUCCACACUAGCUACUCAUCUCCGAGCCAAGGUGUAAGCGAAAAGAUUGUUAUUAAGAUGGCGCCACGGAAGCUCAUGAUCAUCUCUAGUGAACACGAAAAUCAGGUGAGGAAGUCAGGAACUCAUGAAGGUUCAAGCCAACAACCUCGAGUUACUUCUUCUUCUUCUGGAAAAUCUAUGGACGAAAAGGAGAGGUUAGGUGACGAAGAAGAGGAGAAAGCUCUAUCGAAAUAUCUAUCGAUGGAUUAUCCAAGGUUUAGAAGAAGACGGCCAGUUCACAACAAGUCUCUACGUCCAUGAUUUUUUUUAAAAAAUUUCAAUACAACUAUUAAUUUAAGCUAAGAUUAAUCAUUAACUAAGUUAAGUUAGGAUGGCUAAGUGGUUGGUAUAAGAAGUUUUGGCGAUAUUAUUGUAAUUAAGGGACUAUGUUCAUGUUAAUUCUUUUUAUAUUAUGAUGGUGGCCGACAAGAUUUAAGCAAAACCCUAAGUCUCUGGUUUGGGGUUUGAGCUUAUCUGAUCUUCGUUUCAUGCACUGUAUCAUGGUGGCUGGUUUGGUUGUAUUUUUUUUUAUCUUAUAUUGCAAGAGGAAAACGAUGUUUGAGUUCCAUUA
This is a messenger RNA of Raphanus sativus (radish), 866 nucleotides long. Its product is annotated as protein GOLVEN 6-like. The record is from RefSeq and is a predicted model, not a curated record. The coding region runs from base 179 to 556 and encodes 125 amino acids. Lineage: Eukaryota; Viridiplantae; Streptophyta; Magnoliopsida; Brassicales; Brassicaceae. The transcript has 4 exons.